UGUCGAAACACCCUUCCAGUGGAUGCGUGUCCUCCCACAGUGCACACCGAGGCGCGCCGAGAAGAACAACCCCCCGCACGGUCACCGACACCCGGACGAGCACGAUCGCGUCCCUCGGGCCCUCGGAGCUCUCCUGCCGGCGUCGCUCUCCGCCCCCUCGCCGUCCCUUCGGAAGGUCGGACAACCAUGUGAAGCUUAAAGCAAUGGAAACAGAGGCGUCUACCUUCAUGCGGCGUCCCCGCGGGGCCGAUUCCGCCGCCUGCGCGUAGCCCCGAGGCAGCGAUGGAGUCGGCCGAUGACCUGAACCUCUCCUUCCUGCUGGAGCACGAGCGAGACAGCAUCCUGAAGGUGCUGCAGAAGGACGAGAAGCUGAGGAAGCGAGAGGAGAAGAGGAUACGGAAGUUGAAGAACGAGCUGCUGGAGAUCAAACGCAAAGGCUCCCGGCCGCCGCGGGAGUCGGCGGAGCGUCGGUGCGCUCGCUGCGUCAAGACGCUGGGCCUAAUCUUCGACCGCGGCGAGCUAUGCGACGAGUGCCAGCUGCGCGUGUGCAGCGAGUGCCGCGUCUCCACUCCCAAGCGCCGCCGGUGGAGGUGUAACGUGUGCGCGAAGAUCUCGGAGUUGAAGGUGGUGACGGGCGAGUGGUUCCUGGAGGAGCGAUCGAAGCGUUUUGAGCACAAACUGUUGAGCAGUGACGUGGUUAAGCAAACAAUCCUGAGGAGCCCGACAGCCGCGGAGGAUGGAAAGUCCCCGGAGAAGUUGACGCUCCGUCCUGAGGCGGGGCCGUCCGAGACGCCGAAAUCCAGCAGGACUUCCAAACGUGUUGUGGAUGGACUGAGAAAGAGAGGGAGGAUCAGGAUGGAUAAAGUGGGCAGCAGACACUUGAGGUCAGAAAACGGCGUCGGCGGCCUCAACGUCAAAUCCGCUUCGGACGGAGACGCUCGCAGCGUGCGAAGCGUUCGCUCCGCUCCGGAUUAUCAUGCAAACAGCAAAGUCACUUCGGCGUUGGACCCCUCCGGCGCGCCGACCGCGCUCAACAACCGACGUUCCGAAACUCCCGACAGAUAUUCCACCGCCAGCAGCAACCGGAGGGUCAGGCCGGACGGAGCCGAGAGCGUUUGCAGCUUCCACUCCAGCGGCAGCGCGCCUGAGAAGAAAGCCUCAGGGAAUCACGGGAGAGGCGACGGUGCUCCGACCAUUUCCGUGUCCCGGGCUUCGGUGUCGUCAGAUCACAGUCGCUCCGAGAUGGACCUAUCGGCUGCGAGUUCAGAACACAGUGACGACACCUUCAGCCUCAGAAGCCGCUCUGUGCCCGGCCUCAAUGAGACAGAGUUCUCCGACCAGGAGGCCGAGGAAGACAUCGACGCCCUGAUGUCGGCCCACAGCCGGACGGCCGGACGCCGCCUCGGCAACGCCGUGUCCACGUCUUCCCCUCCUGCCUCAGAGAGGAGGUGGGCCUUCCUCAAUGUCCCCGACUCGGACGCUGAGACAAGUAGCAUCAGCAGUAUGAUGAGCAUGUACAGCGAGACGGGCGACUACGGCAACGCCCGCAUCAGCGGCGAGAUCCUGUUGAACAUCAGCUACAGCUACAAGACGGGCGCCCUCAACGUGCUGGUCAAAGAGUGUCGCAAUCUGGCCACGGGGGACGAGAGGAGGCAACGCACUGACGCGUACGUGAAGACGUACCUGCUGCCGGACAUGUCGCGCCAGAGCAAGAGGAAGACGAGCGUCAAGGCCAACAGCAUCAAUCCUGUUUUUAACGAGAACCUGAGGUAUGUGAUCAGCCACUCGCAGCUGGAAGCGCGUACCCUGCAAGUGUCAGUGUGGCACCACGACCGCUUCGGGCACAACAGCUUCCUCGGAGAAGCGGAGCUGACUUUUGACUCCUGGGAGUUCGAUUCCCAAUUAGAUGAGUGGUUCGCUCUGCAGCCCAAGCUGGAGAACAGCAUGGAGGCCACCGUGCAGUACAAAGGAGAACUGACCGUGGUAUUGAAGUACAUUCCUGCAGAGAAGAACCUCAUGCUGCCUCUGGACCAAGUACAAGUCAAGAAAGGCUUCCUGAAAGGCAAGAAGAAGAGCACCUUCACACCACCCAAAGGGGGCAUGGUUGAGCUGCUCGUCAAGGGGGCCAAAAUAACUGCUGUCAAGUCCGGAGGAACGUCUGAUCCUUUCGUCAAAGGUUACCUCCUGCCGGACAGCAAGAAGUCCACUAAGCACAAGACGGCGGUGGAGCGUCGCACGGUGAACCCGCAGUGGAACCACACUUUCACCUACUGCGGUCUGCAGCCAGGAGACCUCGACAACGUGUGUCUGGAGCUCACCGUGUGGGACAAGGAGGCCCUGGCCAGCAAUGUCUUCCUGGGCGGAGUCAGGCUGGGGGCUGGAACAGGCACAAGUUACGGGAACGAGGUGGACUGGAUGGACUCGUACGGGGAGGAGCGGCGACUGUGGCAGCGCAUGAUCGAAAAUCCAGAAGCGCCCCAGGAGUGUACGCUCAUGCUGAGGUCCAGCAUGCGCAAGUGCACCACAUGCACCGCGUGAGCCCGGAUGGAUUACAAACACGAGACGUGUUUCCAAACAGGCGGUACAGUACAGCUCGGAAGAGUAAAACGCCAUCUGGCUUGUAUUUGGACCCUGUUGUACCACUCGGUUUCGUCUGGGAACCAAACACGAGUCUUUCGCACUGAGAUCUCGCAAACAUUUGUUGUUGUUUUUUAAGCAGAACCCAUGGAAGGCAGGUUAUUGCCGCAUCUGUGUGCCCUUCCCACACUGCAAAAACUGGGCUUCAUUUAAGCAACGUUCUCUGCCAAUUGAAGAGGAAAACUUCACUACGUAGCUAGCCUCAAAAACCUCCCGCGAUGUCUUAAAACUAGCGCAUUUGUACUACAGUAUCCUGAUGGGACAAGCUGAAAGUCGCAACAACAACUUGGAAUUAUAUAAAUGUGUUUCAGAUCGUCCCAUCGGGGGUCUUUAUUCUUUAUAUUUUGUCUUCAUUUCAGAGAUGCAUUGUUGUUUCGAGUUUAGCUUUUGCUGUGUGGAUGUGUGACAACGUCAGAGCCGGAACAGAAGAACCUGGGAUUGAUCCGUCUUUGCCUUUUCUGCAUUAACCACUAAAGGCUGAAUAUUGCCGCAACUAUGCGCGAUAGAUUGAGAUGUGUGACGACAUCAGCACAAAGUGGUGCAUCGGCGCCAUAACAGAAGAACGUAUUUUUCUGUCUCUGCCAUUUACCCAAAACCCAGCAAGGCGGGAUGCUAAUUGUUAUUAUUAUUAUUAUUUUUAUUUUUUUUUCUCCCUUGGAGUCUCUUUCACGCACAGAUCUCGCUAAAUUGCUCUGCUGGCUGUUACAGCGCUGAGACUACCUCAGAACACAGAACUACACUGAACAGCAAGACGAGGAAAAAAAAAAAUCAUUUUUAACAUCUAGCUAACUAUGGCUGACACGGCCUUUUUUUUUUUUUUUUUAAAUAAAUACAAGACAUGAGUCAAAGCACUGACAAAUGGUAGCGAAGGCACCCCCGUGAGCAAGCCACCUCUGCUUUGAAGCACAUACUUGCAAGUACAAUGAGUGAACGUGUCUGUUUUUCACCGUUGAGAUAGCUAGCUAGCGAGCUAGCUUUCCAUUUCCAAGAAGCUCUUUAACACAAUAGCAAAGCACCUACGGCAAAUGCAAAUACAGCGGUACCUUGACUUACCAGUGCCCCAACUUGCUUGGUGGAUUAUUAUUAUUAUUUUUGGGUUCAAGCUUCAAAUACGUUGCUGCUCAAGUGAAGUGAAAAAUAAUAAUGGUAGUAAUGCCCUCACAUGCGGACAAUGAGAGCAACAUUAGCCGAGGAACUUGCAGCUGUUGAUUGGAUGGGACAAACUGUCAAACACACAAAAACGAGGGGCAGUCAAAAAGUAAUGAGCCCAAUUUAAUUUCACCUACUAACAAUUGUUUUUUUUCCCCCUGAAAUGUUCACAGUUUGUAGUUUAAAUAGUUGUUUGGAAGUUUAUUUUAAAAAAAUAAAAAUAAAAAUGUUUCUUCCUGUCAGCCAUUUUUGGAACUGCUGUCAUUGGUGGAAGCAGAGAGCGGUGAUUGGACAUCUCGCUUUGGAUGGGGGAAGCCCUACUCAACAUUUUCAAAAGGUUACUAAAUGUGAAUGAGGGAAGCUCCAGGAGGCUACAGCACAGUCAAAAAGUCAAAGGCCUCCGUGACCAUCUUCGGCAGUUAAUCGUGGGACUCGCGCGAUGGUCCAGAGUCACCGUUUGUCCAUCCCUUAUCCCCUCUGAAUUAAACUCGUAUGUCAAGGCACAGCCGCUACACGUUUGGUAGUUGCAGAUGCAUCGGACAUUCGGUUGACGUGUCGUCGUCGUGAGCAUCUCAGCAUGCUAAUGUUAGCAUUUAGCUCAAAGCACCACCGUGCCUAUAAAGCACAAGCUCACACUGCGCAGUCUCGCUGGCAUGAUUUUGUCUCUCCUCGACCUUUAGAUUCAAUAGAUUGUAACUCAUUGAUCAAUAUUUCUUUGAGGACAUUCCGUGCCUGCUUUGGAAGGGAAAAAAAAAUAUCUGGCAAAAGCAAGUACCUGACUUAAUCCAGCGUCGAUGUAAAUGUAGAUAACACUGUAUCAGUGUGACCAAUUAGCUGCAUGCUCGUAGAGGGAAACAUGAACAAAAGAGCACACGGGAAGUUGAGCACUGAUAAACCACAUCGUCGCAGGACUGUGAUGGCGACGCUUCCAUCUGAGAGGGCUCGCUGGCCACUUACAAAAAAAAACAUGGCGCCGAAUGAACCCCGUACAAGCGUUUUCCAAUGAUUAUAACGAAUGCCAGUAUGUGUGCGUGUGAUAACAUACCAUUCCUGCACUACUAUUAAUAAUAAAUGUACGACAUGAUUUUAGAUGACAAGCUCAUGCAAUACCAGACUGCCGACUUUUGAUGUACAGCAUGUGUUAGCUUGUGUGUCUGGUUUCUAAUGUGUCUAAAUCUAUUUCAUCCCAAUGCAAGAAUAUUUUGAAAAGAAACAAUAAAAGCCAUUACACCGA
Phyllopteryx taeniolatus (common seadragon) is the source of this 5020-nucleotide messenger RNA. It is a transcript of the gene sytl5, whose product is annotated as synaptotagmin-like 5. Gene Ontology annotation, cellular component: exocytic vesicle; plasma membrane. Gene Ontology annotation, molecular function: small GTPase binding; neurexin family protein binding; phospholipid binding. Lineage: Eukaryota; Metazoa; Chordata; Actinopteri; Syngnathiformes; Syngnathidae. The record is from RefSeq and is a predicted model, not a curated record. Gene Ontology annotation, biological process: exocytosis; intracellular protein transport.